CCUCUGUCAUUACCACCACGACCUCCAUCAUAGCCCUUUUACCGCUUGCCAGCCUAGCGGUCGAUCCCCUGCUUUAUAUCAUGAACUUCAUUGUAUCGCGUUAAAUCAGAUUGUUGUUGGACUCUAAUGCUUCCUACUGAUAAUAUGAAGGUCUCUAUUGACCCCACGAACCUUGCCUAUGAACCCCCCUUCUACUUCAUUCCAUCUAAUUAUUUCUCAACUCUGCCUUCGACAUCUCAAUCUGAUCUCUUUGGAUUUCAUUGUAACAACAAUUUUGACUCUUCGAAACAAUUUUCAUUCCGACGUCGAUAUCCCCAUCACCCCAAAGUCGAUGUAGCAUCAUACCCCUCACCACCACCCACCGCCUCGAACCCGAAAAGAAGCGUGUCUUUACCAUCUCUGUCAACUGGCAGCGAAAGUUUAACUGGCACGGACAGCAAGCCGAGGUCCUUCGGCGGAAUUCUGGAUUCGCCACUGGUGGAAAAUCAUAUUUCUACCAAUAAUUUGGCCCUCAUUUCUCCCCCUGCGUCCGUUCGAACGCCGACUUUGCCUUUGCCCUCGAACGACGAUGAUUUCGCGAGCGACGAGACGUUAAAGGAUGAUCAACAAGCCUUGCUAUCCCCACUUUCUCCGGAGUGGACGUCUUCAGCAAUUGAGGACCUACACCACACAAGUGGGCCGGAUGGAAUUGUGUUGCUGUCCUCGAGUCAUGAUGCCAGUCAUGAUUUUUAUAGUCAAACGCACGAGGAUCCACUGGAAGACCUGUGGACGCCACAGUCCAGUGAGGUCGAGCUUACUGACACGAGCGAAAAUAUCCGGCCUCGUUUCUCCGAACCACCUACCUAUGACGCAGAGGAACCCAUCUCGUUUCUUCCUCGUUUUCCCCAUCCUAGCUCACCCUCAAUAUACUCCUCCAGUAUGGACAUCUCCGAGCCACCUGAUUCCCCUUCAUGGUCUCCUUCCUCUUUACCCGAGCUCGAAAUGGACGAUGGUGACUCGGAUAGCGAUACCCUAUUGACCCCGCCCUCACCGUCAUCCAAAUCUCUCUCUCUACCUGGAGCGGAGUGUGAAUAUGACCUCUUCGACAGUCAUAUGGCCUGGUCCGGUUCAGAACCUGAUCUCCUACAAACAGCCGAAGAAACCUCGCUAUCCUCUCUUAGUAUCAGUCCAAGGCGAAACCAAGGACUUUUACUUAUUGACGACGCCAAUGACUUUCCCACCCCUCGUUCUCCUUCACCCGACAAUUUUGAUUUACACCCGUCUGUUUACGCCAAUUGUUCGGAUCCCGACGUGGCAAAGUUGGUAGCGCUGCGAAGGAAGUCACAGUUAGCCGAAAGGUUUGCGAAAGAAGUUGAAGAGAGGUCGUUGUCUCAAGGUUCUAUGUUUGUGAGAGCCGAUGCCAGGAAGAAGCGGAAGAAAGAAAAGGAAAGGGUGAAGGAAAUCACUGCAAUGUUGAGGCUCAAGUUGGAGACAAACCUGCCAUCGAAUGAAGAGGCAGGUGAUGUUGGGAAUGAGGGCCACCGUUGUCAUUGUCCGUCUCCUGAAGUGAAAAGGGCGAGGGCAAAAAAGGCCAUUUCGAGUAUACCUCAGUUGGUUGCACGAAUGACCUUUCGUAGAAGGGACGGUUCAGAUCGACCGAUAACGCAUAUGCCAGCGCCUCCGAAGCCAAAGCCGUUGUCUAAUCUGAGGAAGUCUUGGGGUGCGGAUGAUGAGGACAGCGACGAGGAUGAUAGUGAUGACUAUAUGGGCUUGGAUGAUUCGAUAAUGGCUCUGAAGGGCUUCGAUGAUUUUUCCUCGCCACCAACCUCGCCGGCGACCACCGAUUCAUCUUCAGACUCUGGAUGGCCGAUGAUGAUCGACGAAGACUGUGAAGGAUUUAGCGAAAAGUAAUAGAGGUGUUUUCUACGCCUCGCGGGAGUGGAAAUGAGGAAUGGUACGUUAGCCCUCCAGCUUUCGUCCCCUUUCCCCGAUUUGCAUUUCCUCGCUCCGAUGAGUUUCAGAUAGAUGUUUCUCGUUUUUCCUUCACUUGCUCUGUAUCCUUUUUCUUACGGACGGAUAUUACAUUGACUUUGGGGUUUCUCGCAUUGGCUCUCUUUUUGCUUUGCUUUUGACUAAUGUUAAUACACCGUUGUUUUGUCUCUUCAGGAGGUUCGAAAGUUUGAACUCAUGAAAGCAAGACCAGUUUCAAUCUGAUCAAGUCCCCUUGACGCGAAUAAAGGAAUAACAAAGUUGAAUCGAGUAAGGAAGAAACAUAGCUAAGUGGAGAUCCAACAUAUCUAUGAACGAAUGUACUUUUUUCCAGUAGGCUUAUUGACUAUGCCUGAAACUAACAAGAAACAUUGAAACGCCCUGUUCCUG
Marasmius oreades (fairy-ring Marasmius) is the source of this 2358-nucleotide messenger RNA. RefSeq lists its product as uncharacterized. The transcript is spliced from 2 exons. NCBI's taxonomy places the organism in Eukaryota, Fungi, Basidiomycota, Agaricomycetes, Agaricales, Marasmiaceae. The record is from RefSeq and is a predicted model, not a curated record. The coding region runs from base 127 to 1890 and encodes 587 amino acids.